AUGAUUCAUUCAAGCAAAAAUACCAAAAAAUCAAAAAAAUAAAAGAACUGUGAUGAUUUUACUGAUUCUCAUUCAAAAUUAUUAUUAGAACGUUUUCCUUACACAAUAAACGAUUUUUAACUAAAAGAUGUUCCUGUACUUAAAAUAGAUCGUUGUUUUUUUGCAGAUCCAUUCAAGACCAUAGAUGAAUUAUAUACAAAAGGUUAUGAAAAAUUUGGAAUAGUAAAAUUGAUCCUUCCUUCAGAUUUAAUUGUUCCAAAUAAGAAAUUCUUUACCCUUUUAGAGACUAAGCUUAAGGGUAAGAGAAUGUAAACUCGUAUCUAAACAUUGAACACUGAAAGAGCAGGAGAAGUAUUUUGUUAUAUUUAAACAUAGAUAUUUGGAUCAAAUACUGUAGGAUUCACUAUUCAAGAAUACAUGAAUCUUGCUAAUAGAUUUGAGUGUAAUCAUAGAUUGUAAGGAUUGAGAGAAGUGUCAAAUCAGAUUCGAUAGAAUGAAAUAGAGUUCUGGUCAAUUAUUGAUUAUCCAACUAGAUAUGAAGAUAUUGAAGUAGAGUAUGCAGCGGAUCUUUUGGCAACUAAAUAUGCAACUGGAUUUUAAGAGGGUUAAUUAGGAAAUCUAAAUAGAAUAAACAAAAAUAGGAAUUCUAUAUUUUAAGUUCUUCAAGAAAAGAAUGAAAUGAGUGGAAUAUCAGUUCCUUGGUUAUACUUAGGUAUGAAAUAUGCAAAUUUCUGUUGGCAUAAGGAAGAUCUUAAUUUAAAUUCAAUGAAUUAUAUGCAUGCUGGAGCUGCUAAAACUUGGUAUACAAUUUAAUUGAAAAAUCAUUUUAGGUAUGCUAUCCCACCAAGUUACAGUGAUAAAUUUUUACAAUACUUUAACUAAGCCUUUGAGAAUGAAAGGAAAUCUAACCCACAUUUGUUGUACGAUAUUACUUGUUAAAUUUCACCUAUAGAAUUGAUUGAGAAUGGAAUACCAAUUCUUAGAACUGAUUAAUAACCAGGAGAAUUAAUUUUAACUUUAGGGGCAACCUACCAUGCAGGUUUUUCACAUGGUAUUUAUUUAAAUAUAAAUUAGGAUUCAAUUGCAGUGAAGCUGUUAAUGUAGCUCCAACUCAAUGGCUUAAAGAGUUUGAUAAAGCAAUCUAAGAAUAUCGUAUGAAUGGGAACUUAAAGAAAGUAAAUUUUAAAAGUGAUUAUUAAAUUUAGGUUAGUUUCCCUCUUGAAUGGUUGCUUUGCAAGGUUAUAUUAAUGUCUGAAGUUGUAAAAUUCACUUAAUAAUCAUGGUAAAAGGUAUAAUUUUAAAUUUAAUCUUUAGUUAUUUGAAAAAUUCAAACAAAUGAUGGAAUUAGAAAUUAGCAAUCGUAAUUUCAUUCUAAAUCUAUAUGAUAAUGUUAAAUUAAUUGAGUUUGUUAAUAAAUAAGAGAAGUAUGAUCGAAGUGUUUGUAAAAUCUGUUCCAAUUAUAUGUUUUUAAGUUACAUUUUUUGUGGAAAGUAAUAAAUUCCAAUUAUUUAAUAGAUGUAUAAAGAAGGUAUGUAUUUGUCAUUAAAGUAUUUGUGCUUGUGCUACUCCUUAAAUAUCACUCUAUAUUCGAUACAGUAACAUUGAAUUAUAAACCAUGCUUGCUACAUUAGAGUCCAAACUUAAAACAACGGGGUCAUGA
Paramecium sonneborni is the source of this 1660-nucleotide messenger RNA. The record is from the annotation of a GenBank genome assembly. Lineage: Eukaryota; Ciliophora; Oligohymenophorea; Peniculida; Parameciidae.